CCACAAGGUUGAAACAUCAAUUCAUAUUUCAAUUAUCCUCCACUUUCUUUUCUUACUCUCGUUCAUUUAGACCAUCAACGUCCAUGCAAUUCCCAUCCUUAUUACAUUAAAGACAUCCCACUUAGCAUUCUUUUAAGCCAAAAGAAACAGACUGAAUGGUUAAUCUCACAAACUUUUAAGCAUCUUUCUUGAUCAGUUUGUUCUCUUACAUUUUGACAUAUCUGUUGUUUUUGAAGUGGGGUAUUUUGCAUGUGCCUUAUUGUCUGCAGCUGACAUCCAAAGCGCUUUCCAAAUAUAUAAUAUUAAGCUUAGGGUUUGUUUCUUCAUUUUAUCAUAGAGAAAGCAAGAUGAAGUUUCUGCAGAAACUGGGUUUCUUCUGCAUUCGUUCAAGUCUUCUUCUUUUUCUUGUUUCGCCGCUCGUCAGCUCCUCUCAAGAACACAUGAAGGGUGGAGGCAGUCACAAAGACAACAUUCAUAAGAUGAGUCACAAAUUAUCGUUUGAAAUCAGACUCCACGGGUUUCUUCUUUGGGCUUCGAUGGGGUUCUUGAUGCCUGUAGGAAUACUUGCUAUCAGAAUGUCACAGAGAGAGGAAUGUGGAAGAAGGCUCAGAAUUCUUUUCUAUGUUCAUGGUUUUUCAGAGAUGCUCUCUAUCCUUCUUGCAACAGCAGCAGCAGUGAUGUCCUUCAGAAACUUCAACAACUCCUUCAACAAUAAACACCAAAGAGUUGGCUUAGGCCUAUAUGGCCUCAUAUGGUUGCAAGCCCUAAUAGGGUUUAUAAGGCCACAAAGGGGAUCCAAGGGAAGAAGCGUAUGGUUUUCUGUGCAUUGGAUUCUUGGAACUGCAGUGUCACUGCUUGGGAUCCUCAACAUAUACACAGGACUACAAGCCUACCAUGAGAGGACCUCAAAAGGCAUAAAGCUUUGGACCAUAAUUUUCACUGCUCAAGUCUCUUUCAUGACCUUCUUCUACCUAUUCCAAGACAAAUGGUGGUACAUCCAAAAGCAAGGAGUGCUUCUGGGCCAUGAACCAGUAAGGCCCACUGCAGAUCAAGUCCUUUUGCCAAUAGAAAAGCAAAAGCGAGCAGUCACUGAUUCUUGCUGAGAAGUGUUCCCUCCUAUUCUUAAUAUGUCUUCAACUUUUUCACAGAAAAUGAUUUCCACAUUCCCUUUCUCUCCCCUAUUCUUCUCCCGUUGGAUUGAAUAGAUCGAAAGGAGAAUCAAGGGACAAGCAAAGGGAGGAGUGUAGAAGGAGAAAAUGGGAUUUGCGGGAAUCAUUUUCCCUUCGUCUCUAGGAAUAGUUGGUGUUUAUAGCAGGUGAAACACUGGGUGUUGGGAUGAGGAAUUCUUCCAAUAAGAUGAACUAAUGGUGUUUUUGCUAGUAUAUUUUGAAAUUAUUUGGUAACAGACACCAUUAACUGAAGUUUGUAAGUAGGAUUCUGUAUAAGAUUUGGAGAUUCUGUGAUUAUAAACAGAUUGUAGAUUUUUACCAAGUCAUUAAGGGAAUGCGAUUCCAAGAAGUCGGUGUAUGUACCCCCCUUUAAACAAAAAAUGAAGCAUUUGAAGCACUGCAUCUCCAAAUUUUAUAGUUAACUGAAUUUCUCUAUACUAGUUCAGUAGUAUAUAUGUCAUGGGAAAAGCUGUACAUAACCUGUCAAUAUGGCGAUUCCUAAUAUUACAAGAGGUGGAACAAGCACAAAUGCUCCAAUGGUGGCAAAGAAAACUGAAUCAUUCCUCUUCGAUAC
Molecule: messenger RNA, 1743 nt
Organism: Malus domestica (apple)
Lineage: Eukaryota; Viridiplantae; Streptophyta; Magnoliopsida; Rosales; Rosaceae
Product: cytochrome b561 domain-containing protein At2g30890-like
Molecular function (GO): heme binding; transmembrane monodehydroascorbate reductase activity
Source: RefSeq, a predicted model, not a curated record